Molecule: messenger RNA, 2079 nt
Organism: Plasmodium gallinaceum
Lineage: Eukaryota; Apicomplexa; Aconoidasida; Haemosporida; Plasmodiidae
Product: JmjC domain containing protein, putative
Exons: 1
Coding region: 1-2079 (692 amino acids)
Molecular function (GO): 2-oxoglutarate-dependent dioxygenase activity
Source: RefSeq, a predicted model, not a curated record
AUGAAGAAAGGAAAAAAUGAAAAAGAAAAUGAAAAAAAAAUAAAAAUAAAAAUGAAUAAAACAAAAAAAGAAAGUAUUCAGAACUACUGCAAAUUAAUAAAUAAAAACAUUAAAAACAUAUCUGAAGAUGAAAUAAAAACAGCUUGUCUCUUUGAAAAAUUGAUAAAAAAAUAUAAUUUACAGGUAGUAGAAAGAAUCAAUGUACCCCUAAAUUUUUCAUCCAAUUACUUUUAUAAUUAUUAUUAUAAAAAAAAUAAGCCAGUUAUUAUUAGUAACUUAAAUCAUAAAAUAGGGAAAUGCUUAAAAAAAUUUGAUAAUAAAAAUAUUAUUAAAAACAUAGGAAAAACAAAAGUGAGCAUACAUGUUAGUAACUCUAAAUUCUUAAAUAAUGUUAAUAAAAAUUUUCGUUAUGUUUUAUCAUCAUUAGAAGAUUUUAUUUUUUUAAUUUCAGAGGAAGAUAAAAAAAAAAAAAAAUUUUCAGUUAGUUAUCACAAAGGGAAAAUAUAUAUAACACUAAAAAAUACAAGUACUAUUGAAGGAAAAAAUAAAAAGGAAAAUAAAGAAACUAACAACAGUGAAGACAGAUGUUAUAAAGUUAAAAAUGAAAAUUUCACUAAUAAUUAUCAUAUAGAAAACAAAAUUCCAUUGAACACUAACAGAAAUGAAAUUAAUAACUUUUUUAUGAAUCAGAUAAAAGAAAACCAAAAUGAACAUAACAAUUAUUAUUAUUAUAGAUCAUUAGGUGUAAAUCAUUUUAAAGAUGUAUCAGAUAUAAAAAAAAUGGAUUCUUUCAUUAAAGAUAAUUUUUUUUUACCUAAAGAAAUUUAUCCUUCAUAUGAGAAUUUUGAAUUUUUUUCAUCAAUUUUAAGAAUUGGUCAAACAAACAUUUUUAUUUGGUUACAUUAUGACAUACCGGAUAAUUUUUUAAUUCAAAUAAGAGGAAGAAAAAAAAUUUUGUUAAUUCAUCCGAAAUUCAUAAAAUACUUUAAUAUUAUUGAUUCUUCUUCUGUUUAUAAUUUAUUUCAUAUUUUAGUUAAGAAAAAUUUAAAUAAAAAAGAAAGAAUUAUAAAAAAAAUACUUAUAAAAUUUGCUUUAGUGGCUGAUUUAUUUGAAGGAGACAUUUUAUUUAUUCCUUCACUAUGGUUGCAUUAUGUUUACAAUAUGCCUUCACAUACUUAUAUAAAAAAAAAAUAUAAUAAUCUCCACCAGCACUUGGUUAUUAACAAAAAAAAUUUAAUAUAUAAUAGUUCAAAGAAUUGUAAGGAAAAAAAAAAAAAACAUAAUACAAACAAUUUUUAUUUAAAUUCUAAAUUUAAAAAUGUAAAAAAAAAUAAAUCAUUAAGAACUUGGUUACAUUUAAAAGAUAGGAAAACUAUUUUAAAUUAUUUUUUUUUCAAAAAUACAAAAAACUUAAAUAAAAAAAUAUUUUUCAGUAAGUAUAAAAAAAAUCCAUUAAAAUUACAUUCAAAUGAUAUCUUAAAUAUUAAUAAAGUAGACGAAUGCAAUUAUAAAAUUCCUGUAGAUCAAAUUAUUGAUAAAGAUGAUUUAAUAAAGCAUUAUAGUCACUUAGAAAAUUAUGAAGAAUAUUUAAGUAAGAUGUUCAAUAUUUCCAUUAAUGGAAACAUUUGGGAGGAUAAUAAAGUUAACUUUAGUAAACUAGAAGAAGAAAGAAAAUUUGAAAUCAAAAAAAAUGAAGAAAAUGAAGAAAAUGAAGGAAAUGUAGAAAAUAUUAAUAAUAUGAGAAAAAACAAAUGUGAAUAUUUAAAAAAUAGUGGUAUAACUGAAAACGAAAACAGCAAUAAAGUAAAAAAAAAAAAAAAAAGCACUUGCAAGGAUUUUUGUUUAAAUACUAAAUUAAAUAUUAGUGUUAAUUACUUUUUUAGAAAAAAAAAAGAAAUAUGUCUAUUUAAUAAAAAAGAUUUAUAUGGGAAUCAAGAUAUUAAUGUUGCUAAUCAAAUUUUUAAAAAAAUUCAAAAAGAAAUAAAACCCAUAGUAUCAAUGUCAUCUAAUUAUAAAAAUUUUUAUUUGCAAAAAAUCCAAGGAUUACUUUAUUCUUAUCUUGAUGAAGAGUAUAUAUAA